CUCGGAGGGACCAGACUUCUCCGCCUCAACACCCGGGAAUUCUGGGCCGCGUGACGUCAUCGGCAAACUCCGCCCAGGUUGCUAUAAAACAGUGACGCCCGCCGCCUUCGAUCUCUUCCUCACCGGGUCUGCGGCGAAUUUACAAGGUGUCCAUCGCCAACCAUCUAAACACUCAAAAUGGGAAAGGAAAAGAUUCACAUCAACAUCGUCGUCAUUGGACACGUAGAUUCUGGCAAGUCCACAACAACUGGACAUCUCAUCUACAAAUGCGGUGGCAUUGACAAGCGUACCAUUGAGAAGUUCGAGAAGGAAGCCGCUGAGAUGGGCAAGGGCUCCUUCAAGUACGCUUGGGUUUUGGACAAACUGAAGGCUGAACGUGAGCGUGGUAUUACCAUCGAUAUCUCCCUAUGGAAAUUUGAGACCAGCAAGUACUAUGUCACCAUUAUUGAUGCCCCUGGACACAGAGACUUCAUCAAGAACAUGAUCACUGGUACUUCUCAGGCUGACUGUGCGGUCUUGAUUGUUGCUGCUGGCGUGGGUGAGUUUGAGGCUGGUAUCUCAAAGAACGGACAAACCCGUGAGCAUGCCCUCUUGGCCUACACCCUGGGUGUGAAGCAGCUCAUUGUUGGUGUUAACAAGAUGGAUUCCACUGAACCACCAUACAGCCAGAAGAGAUACGAUGAAAUUGUAAAGGAAGUCAGCACUUACAUCAAAAAGAUUGGAUACAACCCAGAUACCGUUGCCUUUGUGCCCAUCUCUGGCUGGAACGGUGACAACAUGCUUGAGCCCAGUUCUAACAUGCCCUGGUUCAAGGGAUGGAAUGUCACCCGUAAAGAAGGAAAGGCUUGUGGAGUUACCCUGCUUGAAGCUCUAGACUGCAUUCUGCCACCAAGCCGCCCCACUGACAAGGCCCUUCGUCUGCCUCUUCAGGAUGUGUACAAGAUUGGUGGUAUUGGUACAGUACCUGUCGGUCGUGUGGAAACUGGUGUCCUGAAACCCGGCAUGGUGGUUACUUUUGCCCCCGUCAAUGUGACAACUGAAGUAAAGUCAGUGGAAAUGCAUCAUGAAGCUCUGACCGAGGCUCUGCCCGGUGACAACGUUGGUUUCAACGUAAAGAACGUUUCCGUCAAGGACGUCCGUCGUGGUAACGUUGCUGGUGACAGCAAGAAUGACCCACCCCUUGAAGCUGCUGGAUUCACCGCCCAGGUUAUUAUCCUGAACCACCCUGGCCAGAUCAGUGCUGGGUAUGCACCUGUGCUGGAUUGCCACACUGCUCACAUUGCUUGCAAGUUUGCAGAGCUGAAGGAGAAGAUCGAUCGUCGUUCUGGUAAGAAACUGGAAGAAAACCCCAAGUUCCUGAAGUCUGGUGAUGCCGCCAUUGUUGAAAUGGUCCCAGGCAAACCCAUGUGUGUGGAGAGCUUCUCUGACUACCCUCCUCUUGGACGCUUUGCUGUGCGUGAUAUGAGGCAGACAGUUGCUGUUGGAGUCAUCAAGGCUGUGGAGAAGAAGGCACCUGGUGCAGGCAAAGUUACAAAGUCUGCUCAGAAGGCCCAGAAAACCAAAUGAAUAUUCCAAAAACCCAGUGCCACCUCAGUCUUAACCAGCGGUGGAAGAUCGGUCUCAGAACUGUUUGUUUCAAUUGGCUAUUUCAGUUUAAUAGUAAAAGACUGGUUAAUGAUUACAAUGCAUCGUAAAAGCUUCAGAAGGAAAGGAAUGUCUGUGGACCAUUUUGUUUGUGGCAGUUUAAGUUAUUAGUGUUUUAAAAACAGUAAUUUUUAAGUGGAAACAACUUGACCAAAAUCUGUCACCAAAAUUUGAGACCAUUAAAAGUUAAUGAGAAA
Molecule: messenger RNA, 1841 nt
Organism: Bufo gargarizans (Asiatic toad)
Lineage: Eukaryota; Metazoa; Chordata; Amphibia; Anura; Bufonidae
Gene: EEF1A1
Product: eukaryotic translation elongation factor 1 alpha 1
Exons: 8
Coding region: 178-1566 (462 amino acids)
Biological process (GO): translational elongation; translation
Molecular function (GO): GTPase activity; GTP binding; translation elongation factor activity
Source: RefSeq, a predicted model, not a curated record